AAAUCUGCCUUCUUUCCCGUCCCCUCUCCAGGUAUCGGCUAUGCCUCUGUGGUGAUCGUGUCUCUGCUGAACGUCUACUACAUCGUGAUCUUGGCCUGGGGACUCUACUACCUGUUUCAGUGCUUCCAGCCGGAGCUCCCCUGGGCCAAAUGCAAUCAGCCCUGGAACACAGAAUUCUGCAUAGAGGACACGAUCCGCAGGAACAAGACCUUAUGGCUCGCAGCCAACAUGACCAACUUUACCUCCCCCGUCACUGAGUUCUGGGAACGCAACGUCCUGAGCAUCUCCAGUGGGAUCGAGGACAUCGGGCCCCUGAAGUGGGACCUGGCCCUGUGUCUCCUCGCAGUGUGGGUCAUCUGCUUCUUCUGCAUCUGGAAGGGAGUCAAGUCCACGGGGAAAGUGGUGUACGUAACAGCAACCUUCCCAUUUGUGAUGCUGAUUGUGCUGUUGAUACGAGGAGUGACCCUGCCUGGGGCAUCUGAAGGGAUCAAAUUCUACCUUUACCCCAACCUGACCCGCCUACAAGACCCAGAGGUGUGGAUCGAUGCAGGAACCCAGAUUUUCUUCUCCUACGCCAUUUGCCUGGGAGCCAUGACGUCGCUGGGGAGCUACAACAAAUACAGAUACAACUGCUACAGGGACUGUUUGCUGCUGGGAGGCCUCAACAGCGGUACCAGUUUUGUGUCUGGCUUCGCAAUAUUUUCCGUCCUGGGCUUCAUGGCACAAGAACAAGGGGUGGACAUUGCCGAUGUGGCAGAGUCAGGUCCCGGUUUGGCCUUCAUCGCCUACCCAAAAGCCGUGUCCAUGAUGCCGAUGCCGACCCUCUGGGCCAUCCUCUUCUUCAUCAUGCUGCUGCUCCUGGGCCUCGACAGCCAGUUUGUUGAAGUGGAAGGACAGAUCACCUCCAUUGUGGAUCUGUAUCCGAACUUCCUCAGGAAGGGUUACCGACGGGAGAUCUUCAUAGCCGUGAUGUGUUCCAUGAGCUAUCUCCUGGGGCUGGUCAUGGUAACAAAAGGUGGCAUGUAUGUGUUUCAACUCUUUGACUACUAUGCAGCCAGCGGUGUGUGCCUUUUGUGGGUUGCAUUCUUUGAAUGCAUCGCUGUAUCCUGGGUUUAUGGAGUGGAUAAAUUCUACGAUGGCAUUGAGGACAUGAUUGGCUACAGACCAAACGCAUGGAUGAAAUGGAGCUGGACCAUAAUCACUCCUGUCCUCUGCAUGGGCUGCUUUGUCUUCUCCCUGGUGAAGUACAAGCCCUUGACCUAUAACAAGGUGUAUGAGUACCCGGACUGGGCCAUCGGUAUAGGCUGGUGUUUGGCCCUGUCCUCCAUGAUCUGCAUCCCCAUGGUGAUGGUCAUCAAGAUCUUACAGUCUGAGGGACCCCUGAUCGAGAGGAUAAAAGCAGUGGCAGCCCCGGCGAAGUCAGGCGUGAGCUCUCGCCCGAAAGAGUACAACUUGAAGGCCAGCGAGCUGACACAGCCCCUGAACCCAAACGGGAACAAUGGCUUGAACAAGCCCACCCACACCAUUGUAGAAACAACGAUGUGAGCGCUCUCUGUGAGAGGAAUAAGAUUGAUGUGCUUUCUCUGUGUUAUUAUCAUAUUUGCUAACUUUGAUAAUAGUAGGUUUACAUCGUCAAAUAUAUUCACAUUAGAGAUACUCUGGUUUGAUCUCUAUGAAGAGAGUUAUAUAUCAUUGUUGUAAUGUUUCUCUUGUAUUUUUAUUUUUUACUAUAUCGAUAUUGUUGAUGUUACAAUUGUUAUUGCUGUAGUUGGCACUGAUCUCAGUUAAGUAUAUUGAGAUAGAAAAUGUUCAAUGUUUACUACCAUUCUGUUGAUUCCGGAGAAGAGAUGAGGAAUUUGAUUUUUUAAAUUGUUUUUUUUGGUGUAAUAGAAGAAAUUCUCAUUUCACAUAAAUUCAGUAAAAUAAUCGAGCAAUUAACCACGUGAAAGGUAGAAGACGUCCAAACACCCUCACGUGAUUGUUGCCCAAGCUAACUUCUAAUAUCUUGUUGUUGUUGGUCACCCCUACAGUGAAAAUGAAUGUACGUGAGCCACCCACGUCUCUUAGAGUACAAAUCCGUAACACGUUAAGUGGCAAUUAUGCAGUGUAAAGAGUUAAUCUUUGCUUGACAUUCUUUAAGUUGCAAGUUGAACAAGGCCUUGGCCAAAUACUGUGAGAAAUGCAUCCAUCCAAAUGAAAUCCAUUCUCAAAAACAUGAGACUACAAAAUGAAAAAUAAAAAAACACUAGGGAAGAGGAAGUAAGGAGAAAAGGGAAAUGGCAUUUUUAGAGUAUUUGUACACAGCCUGUGUGACUACUAGUCAGUCCCAGUGCAUUUAUUGAAACCCCUCUUUGCACUUUAUAUGUCGUUUCACCUUUAUUGUAGUAUUUGUUUUGAUUGUUGCAAGAUUAUGUGGAGUUGCAUUUGCAACAAAUUUCAGGAGGAAAUAUUUUUAGCUUCUAACUUUUUGAUAUUGUAAUAUUUGAUAUACAGUAUCUAGUUGUCGACUUGCUAAGACAAUGAUGCAAAAAGAGUAGAAAUCUGACAUCAAAUAUUCUUAGAAGAAUCUGUGAGAAGAUCACUUUAAAAGUAAAAACAUAACUUUUUUUCUAAACAUCCUGAACGCUCUCUCCAUUGUGCUCAUUACAAAAGCAGAUGCGCUCUGCAGAACUACCACUGGAUUCUAGUCUCUAAUGUUCGGUUUAGGCAUUUAUAUUGUAGAAUUUUAAUUGUUUGUAAAUCACAUAUGCCUUUUUGUAACAAUUUUAUACUGUACAUCAUAUGAACACCAUCACCAUUUUACUGAAAACUCAGCAAUUUGUUUUCUAAAUAUUAAUUAUGUUGUGAGCCAGGAUUACACUUUUCAGCGUGCAUUAUUCAUUGAAGCAAUGGCAUUCUCUCCUCGCUCAAAAUGCACCAUUAAAUUUUGAAUAUUGUUCAAUAAUUCAACAACUUGCACAGUUAGAAACAAAAUCUGAAGCAUGUGCAGUAGCCACAACAGUACCGUUCUGCUUUGUCUGUUAAAAUCUUGGAUUCAAGUGUACCAAAGUAUUUUUGUCUCACAGUUGUCCCCUUUGAGAUGCACAUUGCAUCAUUUCUAUUUAGAUUACAAAUAAACAUUUGUUCUUUGGA
Anarrhichthys ocellatus (wolf-eel) is the source of this 3132-nucleotide messenger RNA. Its product is annotated as sodium- and chloride-dependent taurine transporter-like. The record is from RefSeq and is a predicted model, not a curated record. The annotation marks the transcript as partial. Gene Ontology annotation, molecular function: taurine:sodium symporter activity; gamma-aminobutyric acid:sodium:chloride symporter activity. The transcript has 11 exons. Gene Ontology annotation, cellular component: plasma membrane; cell projection. Gene Ontology annotation, biological process: amino acid transport; sodium ion transmembrane transport; taurine transmembrane transport. NCBI's taxonomy places the organism in Eukaryota, Metazoa, Chordata, Actinopteri, Perciformes, Anarhichadidae.